AUGUCUCAUAAGAAGGCGGAAAUCAGAGAGAUAUUUUCAUCUCCUGCAUGUCUGACUGGAAGUUUUAUAAGGGAAAGAAUAGCUGCAGACACCAUGAUUACUCAUUUGGACUUAACUAAAGCGAGAAACACCUUUAAGGAGUUAACCCAGAAAGACUGGAUUACUAAUAUGAUAACCACCAGUCUCAAGGAUAAUCUGCUCAAACACCUUCCAUUUUCUUCUCCCCACCGAGAAGCCUUAGAGAUCUUCUUCCUCCUCCCAGAAUGUCCCGUGAUGCAUGAUUACAACAACUGGGAGAGCCUGGUGGUUCCGUUUGCAGAGGCUGUUUGUGAAAUGAAUGAUAAAUCUUCAGAGGCUCUGGAGGAAUAUUGGGCAUCUCUGCAUGACUCCACUUUCAUGGAACUGGUCCAGAUGUUUAAAAGAGCCAUCACUGCUCAACUGCGUUACUGGGCUGAAGAUGCUGAAAGUAACAGUCACAUUAAAGUUCUCCUAGAAAUGUUGAAAAAGCUGCACAGGGUAAACCAGACUAAAUUUCAACUGCCUGAAAAUAUUUUCCAAGUAAAUGAACUCGCGCACUGCCUUGAUUUUUAUGAAGAUGCACGUAGAAGGAACUCUUGGAAAAAGAACUUAGACACUGCAGUAGACAUCCAGCAUCCUGUCAUAUUCAGUCAUUUUCCAUUUGUCUUUAAUAUUCUGUCAAAAAUUAAACUACUACGUGCAGACUCGCUUUUAAAAAUGGAGGAGAGAAGAUUUAGAGCUGUUUUGCAUUUGGCUGGAAUUGUGGAAGACGGAGGGUCCAGUUUAGGGUUACUGCCCACCUUUAAUCUCAGAGUCAGAAGGAGUCACUUGAUUGAGGACGUUCUGAGCCAGUUAAGUCAAUUUGAGAAUGAAGACCUGAGGAUGGAAUUAAUGGUUUCAUUUAGUGAAGAAACUGGAUAUGAACCUGGAGGCGUUAGGACAGAGUUUUUCUACUGUCUGUUUGAAGGGAUGACUCGGCCAGAAUAUGGGAUGUUCAUGUAUCCUAAAGAGGCUACCUACAUGUGGUUCCCUGUUAAGCCUAAAUUUGAGAAAAAGAGAUAUUUCUUCUUUGGGAUUCUGUGUGGACUUAUUCUGUUCAACGGCAAUGUUGCAAACAUCCCUUUCCCACUGGCUCUGUUUAAGAAACUUUUGGACCAAACACCAUCAUUGGAAGACUUGAAAGAGCUCAGUCCUGUCUUGGGAAGGAGUUUGCAGAUACUUCUGGAUGAUGAAAGUGCUGACUUUGAAGAAGUAUUUUAUGUCCAUUUUAAUGUGAAUUGGGACAGAACUGAUGUAGACUUAAUUCCUAAUGGAAGUUGCAUAAUUGUCAACCAGACUAACAAGACAGACUAUGUUUCUAAGUAUGUCGAUUACAUCUUCAACAUCUCUGUAAAGGCUGUUUAUGAAGAAUUUCAAAGAGGAUUUUACAAAGUGUGUGACAAGGAGAUUAUUGAUUUUUUCCAUCCUGAAGAACUAAAGGAUAUGAUUAUUGGAAAUACAGAUUAUGACUGGGAAACAUUUGAAAAGAAUGCACGUUAUGGACAAGGAUAUGACAAUUCACAUCCCACCAUAGUGAUGUUUUGGAAGGCUUUACACAAGUUGACUUUGGAGGAGAAGAAGAAGUUCCUUGUGUUUCUUACAGGAACUGACAGAAUUCAAGUAAAAGGUUUAAAGAGCAUGAAAAUAACAUUUUGCUGUCCUGAAAAUAUGGGUGAAAAAGAUCCCAUAAGAGCACUUACAUGUUUUAGUCUCCUCUACCUCCCUAAGUAUUCUACAAUGGAAAGAUUGGAAGAAGCGCUUCAAGUAGCCAUCAACAGCAACAGAGGAUUUGGCUGACCCUACCUCAUUCUCUUUACUC
This is a messenger RNA of Myotis davidii, 1876 nucleotides long. RefSeq names its product E3 ISG15--protein ligase HERC5. NCBI's taxonomy places the organism in Eukaryota, Metazoa, Chordata, Mammalia, Chiroptera, Vespertilionidae. Gene Ontology annotation, biological process: protein polyubiquitination. The transcript has 15 exons. Gene Ontology annotation, molecular function: ubiquitin protein ligase activity. Bases 1 to 1854 code for a protein of 617 amino acids. The record is from RefSeq and is a predicted model, not a curated record.